Messenger RNA from Hordeum vulgare subsp. vulgare (domesticated barley), 1782 nucleotides. Its product is annotated as protein NUCLEAR FUSION DEFECTIVE 4. The coding region runs from base 37 to 1644 and encodes 535 amino acids. The transcript is spliced from 2 exons. Gene Ontology annotation, cellular component: membrane. Gene Ontology annotation, molecular function: transmembrane transporter activity. NCBI's taxonomy places the organism in Eukaryota, Viridiplantae, Streptophyta, Magnoliopsida, Poales, Poaceae. Gene Ontology annotation, biological process: transmembrane transport. The record is from RefSeq and is a predicted model, not a curated record.
UUCUUUUUCUCCUCUUGUGUUCCGGCGGCGGCGGCGAUGGCGGCCAGGAUGCGCGCGCGGACGCGGUGGUCGGCGCUGGCGGCGAGCGCGCUGAUCCAGUGCUUCGCGGGCGGCAGCUACUGCUUCGGCGUCUACUCGCCGGCGCUCAAGGCGUCGCAGGGGUACGACCAGUCGGCGCUCGACGCCGUCGCCUUCUUCAAGGACGUCGGCGCCAACGUCGGGGUCCUCUCCGGCCUCCUCGCCGCGUGGGCGCCCGCGGGCGGCCGCCGGCGCCCCUGGAUCGUCCUCCUCACCGGCGCCGCGCUCUGCGCCGCAGGGUACCUCCCGAUGUGGCUCGCCGUCGCCGGGGUCGCGCCCGCCCCGCUCCCGCUCGUCUGCCUCUACAUGCUGCUCGCCGCCCAGGCGCAGACCUUCCUGAACACGGCCGACGUCGUCACCGCCGUCGAGAACUUCCCCGACCGCCGCGGCACCGUCAUCGGCAUCAUGAAGGGGUUUCUAGGCUUGAGCGGAGCGAUACUGGUCCAAGUACAGCGCACCCUCCUUAUCGAUCCUGGCAAUUUCAUACUUAUGCUGGCAAUAUUACCCACGGCCAUCGCGUUGCUGCUCAUGUACUUUGUCGACGUCCACAGCGCUCAUCAGCGGUACAACAAGAAGUUCCUCGAUGCUUUCUCUCUCAUGGCCGUUACCGUCGCUGUGUACCUGAUGGUUGUCAUAAUCUGCGACCAAGUUUUCAUGAUAAGUUCAGCCGGGCAGAGCGUCUGCUUCGCGAUACUCCUGCUGCUGAUCAUGUCUCCAGCGGCUAUUGUUGUAAUGGCUCAAAAGACGGAAUCGAAGCAGCGAGAGGAACCAACAUUGGAUGAAAGGACGGGACUACUUCGUGGGGAGACCGCGCAACAGGAUUCUGAAGACGGCAGCUCUAGCGCUGCACUUGUGGGAUCUGGUCAGGACAUGCCGUCAGACAAAGAAAACCUGAACGUGGUGCAGGCCAUGUGCAAACUCGACUUCUGGCUGCUCUUCCUCGCGAUGGCCUGCGGGAUGGGAUCGGGGCUGGCCACGGUGAACAACAUCAGCCAGAUCGGGGGCUCCCUUGGCUACACCAGCAGGGAGACCAGCACUCUGGUGUCGCUAUGGAGCAUCUGGAACUUCUCAGGGAGGUUCGGCGCAGGAUACGUCUCCGAUCACUUCCUCCGGUCGCGAGGAGUCGGCAGGCCUUUCUUCAUAGCAGCGACGCUCCUUGUCAUGGGCGUAGGCCACGCCAUCAUCUCCUCCGGCUUCCAUGCGUCGCUCUACGUCGGCUCGGUCCUCGUCGGCCUGUGCUACGGGUCUCAGUGGGCUUUGAUGCCGAGCAUAACGUCAGAGAUCUUCGGGCUGAACCACUUCGGCACCAUCUUCAACACGGUGGCCGUCGCGAGCCCCGUUGGCUCUUACGUCCUCUCGGUGCGCGUGGUCGGGUUCAUCUAUGACAAGGAGUCGCCGCAAGGUGAGCUUGCCUGCGCGGGUAAGCACUGCUUCGCACUCUCCUUCAUGAUCAUGGCAUGUGUCUGCCUCUUGGGGUCUGCCGUAGCGUUUGUAUUGUUCAUCAGAACGAGGAAGUUUUAUAGGCGGGUUAUAUACGCCAGGCUGCUCUCUUUUGUAGAUAAAUAAAAUGAGGAAAUGUAUAUAUGCAAACGAUGCUCAGUUUUCCUAGCAAUUGGUACUGUAGCAUUCUCUUUAUACAGUAACAAUACAAUGGUCACUUCCUGUGUGAAUAAGCAAAUGAGAAAAGAGACCAAUAUUAUUUAA